AUGACUCAGUCUGCGAGAUACCCGCUACCUCAUGAUCAUCUGAAACCGUUCCCCUCGUCACCUGCGCCAUCGCAGACUGCAGCCAAGCCAUUGGACAAUGCCCAAGCCGAGGUCAAUCACAAUGGGGACCCCGAUACAAUGCCUGAAUCCAAUGACCUCCCGCCUCUCCCAGCCGUUGUCGCCCGCAUUCAUAGCCGGGUGAAAGCUUUCCUCAACGAGACACAUCCCGAGGACUCCCUGCUCGCCUCCGUCCAGCGCCAAACCCGCAUCUCACUGGGCGUGGUCUCAAGUGCACUGAAGCGCUACAAGCUCUCUGAACUCUCUGUUUCAUACAAUGGCGGCAAGGACUGUUUAGUUCUGCUCAUUCUUUUUUUGGCCGGCCUGCACCCCGAAAACAACCCCGAGGUCCAUAAUACCGAAACAGAAGCACAAAUAGCCGCCGCAACCUUCAUCCCAUCUAUCUACGCCCUGCCCCCGGACCCUUUUGAUGCCGUCGAAGACUUCGUUGUCACCUCCGCUAGAGCAUACCAUCUUGCCAUCACAAAGUAUACGACCUCGCCGCCCGCGUCAACGCUACGCUCCAGCUUCGAAGAUUACCUGGCUCGACACCCUGGUAUCCGGGCGAUAUUCGUCGGCACCCGGCGGACAGAUCCGCACGGGGCGCAACUGACACACUUUGACCGGACAGAUGGCGGCUGGCCCGACUUUAUGCGAGUACACCCAGUGAUUGACUGGCAUUAUGCAGAGAUCUGGGCGUUUAUCCGGCAUCUGGAUUUGAGAUACUGUUCCCUUUACGAUGAGGGAUACACGAGUCUGGGAGGGACCUCUGAUACGCAUCCGAACCCUAAGUUGCAAAAUGAUGGGGAAUACCUCCCCGCGUACCAGCUCACGGAAGACGUGGAAGAGAGGUUGGGGCGGAAUUGA
Messenger RNA from Penicillium salamii, 924 nucleotides. The record is from the annotation of a GenBank genome assembly. Lineage: Eukaryota; Fungi; Ascomycota; Eurotiomycetes; Eurotiales; Aspergillaceae.